CUCUCUUCUACCCGUCGACGCUCCCCUCAAAAGACAUAGCCAUGAUGUUCUUCAACUCGAAUCCAAGCACCAACACAAAUUCGAAUUCCAGUCUGUCCCCCGCCGACGCCCGCGCAACCGUCGGCCUGGAUGGGGAACCCGCCAACAUGCGCACUCUGCAGAUGACGCAAAAGCAGCCGCUGUCAAAGGGUCAGAUGGUUCCUCGCCACCAGCCCUCGCAGCACCAGUCCACUACGCCUCAGGCCGUGGUCAAGGGAGCAGCGGCCGGCGCUGGUUCCGGUCGAUGUGAUCCUGUGAGAGGGGACACGUCGCUUUGUCUGAACGAGUUGCGAAUCAACACCACCACCACCGCCAAUACCAACAGCACAGACAACACCAUAUCCUCUUCACCCUCGUCGAAUCCCGUCGCUGCCGCUAUGCCCAUCAGUCAGGACCGCUCGCGGUCUCUCGCCACCUUUACCGCCCGCGGAGCGACUGAUCCAGACCUUAUACCUCCUUCUCCUCCUUCGACGCCGCCCGCCUCAACCGGAUUCUUCAACCUUGAGGGCAGUCUUUCUUCCUACGGUGGUUCGUACCAGGAGCAAGUGGGAAAUUACAGCGAGCAUGCCUCCGAGACAGACGACCAGGUCGGCAGUCUCUCCAGCUAUGGACACUUGCGGUCUGCCGUGGAAAGAAUCGCGACGAGCCGGCACUCUGAGCUAAAGGCCGUCAGCCUUCCUACCCCUGACGCCACGCCGUCGACGAUGUCGCCUGCCUCGAUUCUCAUCCACCAGCCUGGUGUCACGGCGCGCGGGUUUGCCCAGGCGAUUCUCCCCCGUAUCAACGACGGAGACUAUGCUGUCGAGGACGCAGGAAUGGAUCUCGUCUGCCCCGGCUGGAGCGGCGCUGUUCUGAUCAACACAAGGAAGCCGACGGUCAAGGCUCCUCGAUCAGGCAAGCUCUCUAGGUCGUCAAAAGCUGCGGCCAGCCAUCACCGUCGCACGCUGCUCACCAUGCUGCCCUCGACUCUGCUUCCCUCUGACCUGCGCACCUCCAUCCUCGAUGUGCUGGACCACGCCACGGAAAAGCUUCGAGUCGACAAUGUGGUCUUUGUUCUUGAUCGCAUGGCCAUCUGCCAGGCAUUUGACGAGGAGCGCUUCCGCGCAAUUGUCCAUGGUCUCUGCUAUGUAGGCGCCUCGGUUGUUGGCGUUGGCAAGGAGGGCGAUGAAGAUCUGGAAGCUAACGGCGACGACGAGCAAGAGGAUGUCAAUGCGCCCAAACACAUCACCGCCGGCCUUGUCCUUCUCAGUGUCGAUGUUUAA
Molecule: messenger RNA, 1301 nt
Organism: Acaromyces ingoldii
Lineage: Eukaryota; Fungi; Basidiomycota; Exobasidiomycetes; Exobasidiales; Cryptobasidiaceae
Exons: 3
Coding region: 42-1301 (419 amino acids)
Molecular function (GO): ornithine decarboxylase inhibitor activity
Source: RefSeq, a predicted model, not a curated record